CUUUACUUUAAUUCAAGAAUGACAUUUGUGCCCUUAUCCUAACACAGCUUACUUCUCUCAUACGGAGCAUACUCUUUCUUCUCCGUCCCUUUGAUCAAUCAACUCGCUACUGGUAACCGGCUCACUGAGUGACUCAGUCCGCCAUGGCAGGGCAGCCGAGAACUCGAAUAGACGACGGAGACGACGACUCUUUCUUGCUCAAUUAUACCGCCGACGAACUCCGCACAGCUUCCGAGUUCUUCGCCAAUUGGAUUCCUUUUCUCUCCCGAGGGCUCUGUCGGUCAUGCGCCCGCACUAUCUCCGAUCGGGUCCGAUCUCUCGAUCACGUGCUUGGAGAAGCCGGUAAGGAUGUAAUAUGCACCAAACGGAAAGAGGAUGUUGGGGCUUCGACAUUAGGAAGUAAGGAUUUGACUGGAUAUUGGGGUAAAACAAACUCUGAUACUUAUUCCAUUGGGAGUUGGAAUAAUGCUUCGGAUAUCAAUGACCAUGAUCAUGCUGACACACAUUCACUGGGGAGUUGGAAGGAGGAGGGAGAUGGGUCUCCAGAGCAUGUGUUUGAGCCUUCUACUCAAACAGGAUUCUGUAUGGAUGAGCCAUCACAGACAUCUGGUGGUGGUGGUGGGUGUUUGAAGAGUGAAAAAUUGAGCACCCCUUUCUUGCGAGGGACAAAGAUGUCAUGGGCAGAUAUGGCUCAGGAGGAUGAGCUGGGGACAGAGCAAGGGUCUGGUUCAAGCUCACAUUUUCAAAACACGAAUAGCUUGUCUAGGGAGGAGGGAGCGUCUGGGGAUGAGUCUAAUAAGAUGAAAACCAUGUUGUCAACGGAGCAAGGGGAGUACAUCCGGUUCUGUAAUGUGAAGAGGAAGAAGGAUUUUAUAUGUUUGGAGAGGAUCAAUGGGAAGAUUGUGAAUAUACUUGAUGGCCUGGAGUUACAUACAGGCGUUUUCAGUGCCGCGGACCAAAUCAGGAUUGUUGAUUAUGUGGAAACACUCAACGAGAUGGGAAACCAUGGGGAACCAAAAGAGACAACUUAUACUGCACCAGAAAAGUGUAUGGAUGGCAGGGGGCGAGUGACUUUUCAAUUUGGUUGGUGUCCCAACUAUGCAACGGAUAAAAGUGGAGAUCCCCCAGGCAUCCUCAAAGACGAUAAUACCCUUGAUCCUAUACCUCCACUUUUGAAAGACAUGAUCAAAAGACUUGUUAAGUGGCAUGUGAUACCUCCUAACUCCAUUCCCGACAGUUGUGUUGUGAAUAUUUACGAAGAGGGAGACUGCAUACCACCACGCAUUGAAAAUCAAGAUUUUCUUCGGCCUUUUUGUAUCGUCUCCUUCCUCAGUGAAUGUGACAUGGUUUUUGGAUCAAACCCGAAAGUGUUGGGUCCCGGCAAGUUUGAUGCUCCAACUGCAAUUUCCUUGCCCGUCGGAUCUGUUCUUGUGUUGAAUGGGAAAGGAGCUGACGUCGCUAAACACUGCCUUCAAGCAGUUUCUGCCAAAAGGAUUUCGAUUACAUUUCGGAAAAUGGCUGAAUCCAAACGACCCCUCGGGUAUGUACCCGACCCUGAUUUGCAAGGCCUUGAGCCCCUAUCAUAUGAAGUAGACAAAUCCAAGAAAUCAAAGACUCCCCGGCAGAGAAGGCAACAUAAUCAUGAUAUGAAGAAACACUCAAUUGGGCUUGAGGACAGUGCGAGGGGCAACCGAAGAAGGCCCGCAGAAAGGGGCUUUGUAGAGCCGAGGCACUUGCCGGGCCAAGCCCAACAAAGGAAUAACCCAAGAGUGGUUGUCGACUUAGAAAAAUCAGCCGACCAUUCGUAUCGGCGAACGGUGAAAUUCGACCGGCAUCUCCCUUGAUGUGUUCUUUUAAGUACUGCAGAGCAUUUCGUUAGGUUUCGGCUGGCAUUUUGGUUUGGUUUGGUUUUGAAUCUUUUUUCAGUUUUGGUUUGGUUCAGAUGAGUAUGGUUUGAGAAAUACUCCGUAUGUUUUUGGUUUGUGUCAAAUUCAGUUUGGUUUGGUUGAGAACCUGUUGUGUUUUUUUUUAUUAGCUUUGUUUUGGUAGUGUGAUUUGAAAAAAUAUUACCAAACUAG
Molecule: messenger RNA, 2078 nt
Organism: Cuscuta campestris
Lineage: Eukaryota; Viridiplantae; Streptophyta; Magnoliopsida; Solanales; Convolvulaceae
Source: the annotation of a GenBank genome assembly